AUUCCAUUCCAUUCCAUUCCAGUACUCGCUCAUCUUGCUCCGCCUUCUGCUUCUGCGCAUCCUCCAAGGAUCGUGAUGGCCAUGGCCACGCAAGCCUCCGCGGCCACGCGCCACCUGGUGGCCGCCGCCGCUUCCGCCUGGGCGCCGUCGGCGAAGCCGCGGCAGCUAAGCUCACAGCUCGCGCUGCCGCCGUCGUCCUCCCGCGCGCCGGCCCCGCUCCGCGCGACCGCCGGGGAGGCGGUGACCGAGGAGGCGCCCAAGGGGUUCGUGGCCCCGCAGCUGGACCCCAGCACGCCGUCCCCGAUCUUCGGCGGCAGCACGGGCGGGCUGCUCCGCAAGGCGCAGGUGGAGGAGUUCUACGUCAUCACGUGGGUGUCCCCCAAGGAGCAGGUGUUCGAGAUGCCCACCGGCGGCGCCGCCAUCAUGCGGGAGGGGCCCAACCUCCUGAAGCUGGCGCGCAAGGAGCAGUGCCUCGCGCUCGGCACCAGGCUGCGCUCCAAGUACAAGAUCACCUACCAGUUCUACCGCGUCUUCCCCAACGGCGAGGUGCAGUACCUCCACCCCAAGGACGGCGUCUACCCGGAGAAGGUCAACCCCGGCAGGGAGGGCGUCGGCCAGAACUUCCGCAGCAUCGGCAAGAACGUCAACCCCAUCGACGUCAAGUUCACCGGCAAGAGCACCUUCGACUAAUCACACAUCACGCCGCCCGCCCGCCCGGCCGGUGAUCCAAAUCAAAGGACUUCUUCUUCUUCUUAUAUUAAUAAUUAAGCUAGCUGCUGGUGGUGCGCCAUAUACAUGCAUGGUUUGAUCUAAAUAUAUGUGGACAUGGAUGUGUAAUUUGUUUUAGUAAUUUCUUGGUGACCGUGGAGGCGCAGCGUGGGACUCUAUGUACAUGUGCAUCUGCUCCUCAUGUCUAUGCAUAUGACAACGUUGCCAUAACACCUGAAUCUUUCAAUAGUGCAUUUA
Messenger RNA from Zea mays, 966 nucleotides. RefSeq names its product photosystem I subunit d1. The record is from RefSeq and is marked validated. Lineage: Eukaryota; Viridiplantae; Streptophyta; Magnoliopsida; Poales; Poaceae. Gene Ontology annotation, cellular component: photosystem I; photosystem I reaction center. The transcript has a single exon. Bases 76 to 690 code for a protein of 204 amino acids. Gene Ontology annotation, biological process: photosynthesis.